This is a messenger RNA of Pteronotus mesoamericanus, 1187 nucleotides long. RefSeq names its product transmembrane p24 trafficking protein 3 (gene TMED3). NCBI's taxonomy places the organism in Eukaryota, Metazoa, Chordata, Mammalia, Chiroptera, Mormoopidae. Bases 22 to 687 code for a protein of 221 amino acids. Gene Ontology annotation, cellular component: endoplasmic reticulum; endoplasmic reticulum-Golgi intermediate compartment; COPII-coated ER to Golgi transport vesicle. The transcript is spliced from 3 exons. Gene Ontology annotation, biological process: intracellular protein transport; Golgi organization; endoplasmic reticulum to Golgi vesicle-mediated transport. The record is from RefSeq and is a predicted model, not a curated record.
CGUAGCCUCCGCGGACCCGCCAUGGGCAGCGCAGCCCCGCUCUCCGCCUGCGCCCCGCGCCUGCUGCUGCUGCUGCUGCUGCUCUCGCUGUGCGCCGAGCGGCCGCGCGGCGCCGAGCUCACCUUCGAGCUGCCGGACAGCGCCCGGCAGUGCUUCCACGAGGACGUGGAGCCGGGCGUCAAGUUCUCCCUCGACUACCAGGUCAUCAGCGGAGGCCACUACGAUGUCGACUGCUACAUGAAGGACCCCCUGGGAAACACCAUCUACAGGGAAACCAAGAAGCAGUACGGCAGCUUCACACACCAGGCUGAGGUCAAGGGCGUGUACCAGUUUUGCUUCAGUAACGAGUUUUCCACCUUCUCUCACAAGACCGUCUAUUUUGACUUUCAAGUGGGCGACGAGCCCCCCAUUCUCCCGGAAAUGGGGCACAGGGUCACGGCUCUCACCCAGAUGGAGUCCGCCUGUGUGACCAUUCACGAGGCCCUCAGGACGGCGAUUGACUCUCAGACGCAUUACCGGCUCCGGGAAGCCCAGGACCGGGCCCGGGCCGAAGACCUGAACAGCCGGGUCUCCUACUGGUCUGUCGGUGAGACCGUCGCCCUCUUUGUGGUCAGCGUCAGCCAGGUGCUGCUGCUGAAGAGCUUCUUCACGGAGAAGCGGCCCAUGGGCAGGGCGGCCCCGUCCUAGUCGGGGGGCCCGGGCCAGGGCUCCUGCGGGCUGUGCGUGCGACCCAGGACUGGUGGACAUGUGCUCACCUCCUUCUGCUCGGGUGCUUCAUCCUCGUCCCUCAGCUGCCAGAGGUCAUGGAGCUCAGGGUUUGGAAGGCGUCUCUCUGCAACGCUGAAUGAAAAAGUUUACAGUCGGGAUAAGGACGGGCCACUGGGGUGGGGGCUUUCAGUGCCGCGGCCUCUGGGGGCACCUCAGGCUGCUCCCUCUGCUCCACGGUGCUGGGGCAUCUGGCCUGUGUGGGUCCUGUCUGGGGGGUGGGGCGUGCCUAGGUCUUGCCUUGCCUCCCACGGGGCACCCUGUCCUGAGGAAACCAGGCCCUGAGGCAGCUUUGCAGAACUCCCACCCCAGGUGGCACAGCUGCCAGCCCAGCACGCAGGGAUGGCGUGGUGACCGGGUGCCCUUGGUUGUCCGUGUGUCUUCUGGGAGGCGGGACCCUGGCUAAUAAAGACUCAGCAUGA